AUCUUUUAAUCUUAUCUACACUCAUUAAAUUCUUAAGAGGACAAAAUCUUCCCUAUCAUUGGUUCAUCAUCGCUUACAGUCACAUGUUUCUCUUGUUCUAAUUGGUUGGUUUACACGUCAAUCACUCUCACCAGAGGUCAGAAAAUAAUCUGCUGCUCAACUUGUAACGUAUCCACUUCCACAGCAUGACAACCAUCCUCAAGAAGACAAACAAGAUCGUGAAGCAUGCUGAAAACUUGAGGCGUCUUGUGAGCCAAAGGUCACCAUGGAGACAGACGACGCACCUGCAGAGACCUGUACUGUAUCAGUCAAAGGUCUGACAAAAAACUGGCAGAAAUGGUCCAACGACCACUGCGAGUAUCAGAAACACAAUCCUUUCAGCAACAGCAGGGUGAUUCCCCCACAGAUCCAACGAGGACAGGAGGGCUACGGCAGGCCUUUAGAGGGGUCCAAAACAGAGCAGAGAGGAAAAGACGCUCACUCUCACAUCAGCAGAGAGGUCACAGAGCUCUGCCGGGUCAUAUUGGAGAGCAGAGAGAGCGGAGACGAUGGCAGGCCGGCUGUGCGGUUCGGGACGCUGUUUGAAAGAUACGUCACCAUUUCUAAUAAACUAGUGGGAGUUCUGCUGCGAGCACGCAAGCAAGGGCUGGUGCACUUUGAAGGAGAAAUGUUGUGGCAGGGGAGAGAUGAUGGAGUGAUCAUCACCUUGUUAGAGUGAUUUACAGCAGUAAUGGACACCAUAUGCCUGCCUGCCUGUCUGUCCAACAUUGCUUUCUAGACAUCCAGUUUACU
Messenger RNA from Carassius carassius (crucian carp), 792 nucleotides. Its product is annotated as actin-binding Rho-activating protein-like. NCBI's taxonomy places the organism in Eukaryota, Metazoa, Chordata, Actinopteri, Cypriniformes, Cyprinidae. Gene Ontology annotation, biological process: positive regulation of Rho protein signal transduction. The transcript has 2 exons. The record is from RefSeq and is a predicted model, not a curated record. The coding region runs from base 266 to 718 and encodes 150 amino acids. Gene Ontology annotation, molecular function: actin binding.